AUUCUACAGAAAAUGUCAAAUGAUGACUCUACUUUGGAAGAGAAUAGCCGUGAACCUCAAAGACAAGUUUCUUCAACAGAAAGAGUUGAAGAGGAAAAUGCACAGAGAAUAACCAGGAAUUUGCACUCCUUACUUCACUGGUCUGUUGAAAACUCUUCUGGUGACUACCAGGCCAAUGAUAGUUGCGAUACAGAGAACGGAUCACUAGAAGAGCAGCUUAUUAUGAAUCGAAAAUGGUUGGAAGCUCUUUUACCAAAUGAUGCGGAAGCCAUGCGCCUUUUAGGAGAGCAAAUAGCAGACUCGAACGUGGAUGACUCUCAGAGAACCCAACUGUUGGACGACUUGGAAGCUUACAUAGAAGAUAUCAAUUGUGCGAUCAAUAUGGAUAAAGUGGGAGCUUUCAAACCUGUUUUGGAAUGUCUGAGAAUAGACUCUAGCGAAGCUGUGCGUGCCAAGGCGCUCGAAGUCAUUGGUUCUGCAUUGCAAGAUUCCACAGAAGUCAGACAAACAUUUAUGACAUAUGAAGAAGCUAUACCUUUGUUAAUUGAGUGUAUGCGAGAUAAUAGUUCGCUUGUUCGAGCUAAAGCAGUUCGAGCAGUAUCCGCGUUAUUACGUAACUUUUCAGCUGCCAUUGGUCCUUUUCGUUCAGCCAAAGGAGGGGAGAUAUUAGUGCAAAUGGCAACAACUGAUGAAGAUAGAGCAGUGAGACAUCGAGCUUUGUUCUUUCUUGAACACUGUUUACAAAGUGAAAAUGAUUGGUUUGCAGUGGAAGUAGCAGCUAGUCCUGCUUCCGUAGCCAAUAUUGUUCAAAGGCUUCGUAUUCGACAGACUGAUAAUAUCGAACAUGCCAACGAUGUUUCUGAGUUGGAAGCAAUCAUAGGAGCAUUGACUACUUUGGCUAGUUUCCCAAAGACUGUAAGAGUGCUUCAUGAUGCUGCUCUCUUGCAAGUUCUAGAACAACUAGAGUUGCGCGAUAUUCAUGAAGACUUGACGAACAAAAUACAGCAACUUCGGAACAAGCUAUCAGAGUCACGUUAUUAACUCUGUACCAUUCUAUCGGAUAUUGUUGUUUCAUUUUGUA
Molecule: messenger RNA, 1081 nt
Organism: Galdieria sulphuraria
Lineage: Eukaryota; Rhodophyta; Bangiophyceae; Galdieriales; Galdieriaceae
Product: HSP7-interacting protein
Exons: 1
Coding region: 13-1041 (342 amino acids)
Source: RefSeq, a predicted model, not a curated record